Messenger RNA from Fonsecaea erecta, 477 nucleotides. RefSeq lists its product as hypothetical. Lineage: Eukaryota; Fungi; Ascomycota; Eurotiomycetes; Chaetothyriales; Herpotrichiellaceae. The record is from RefSeq and is a predicted model, not a curated record. The transcript has a single exon. Bases 1 to 477 code for a protein of 158 amino acids.
AUGCCAUACGCGCAGACCACUUUUCUUAACCUCCCAGUGAGCGAUCUCGCUCGCUCAAUUGCCUUCUAUACCUCGCUAGGCUUUGUUCAGAACCACACCUUUUCCAAUUCCACUUCCGCCAUGAUUUCUCUCCCUAUUCUAACCCACUUCACGAAUCCACAUGAGUCGCCGAUUAAAAUCAUGCUACUUUGCCAUGAUUUCUUCGAGAGCUUCCUACCACCAAAUAAGUCAAUGGCAAAUGCGAAGACCACAGCGCAGAUGAUUUUUUGCAUCAGCCAGGAGAGCAAAGAAGCUGUAGACACCAUGGUGAACAAAGCAGCCGGGAGCGGUGUGGAUGUCGAUAUCCGCGGAAGGAAUGAAGCGCAAAAGAAAGCUGAGCAGAAUUCAGGAAUGUAUAUCCGCAACUUUGAAGAUCCAGAUGGUCAUGUUUUGGAGGUCGUGUAUAUGCCAGUCCAGUGCUAUGAAGGGAAGGAGUGA